AUGAGAGCUGUUACCAUUUUCUUUUCUCUUCUUUUACUUUUCACGUUUGGAUGUGAAGCACAGAAUCAUGGAAGAAGAGACUUCGUUCAGGGCCACAAAAUCCGGUCUUCUGAGUCUGACUCCCACGAGUUCCAUCCAAAUCAUCAAAAAACAAGCACAAUUCACUUCCAUCGUUCAUCCGAGGAUACACACAGUCGUGAACACUUCAGACAAAGACAAAACUGA
Messenger RNA from Auanema sp. JU1783, 225 nucleotides. Lineage: Eukaryota; Metazoa; Nematoda; Chromadorea; Rhabditida; Rhabditidae. The record is from the annotation of a GenBank genome assembly.